This is a messenger RNA of Spea bombifrons (plains spadefoot toad), 1238 nucleotides long. It is a transcript of the gene CA10, whose product is annotated as carbonic anhydrase 10. The coding region runs from base 109 to 1095 and encodes 328 amino acids. The record is from RefSeq and is a predicted model, not a curated record. The transcript has 9 exons. Gene Ontology annotation, molecular function: carbonate dehydratase activity; zinc ion binding. Lineage: Eukaryota; Metazoa; Chordata; Amphibia; Anura; Pelobatidae.
CAAAUUUGGGAAAUACCUUCCACCAGUAUGGGAAGCAGGCAGAAGCCCUGGAAAGUGUGAUAUUUUCUACUUCCUCUGAGUUAAUGAAGCUGGAAUGAUAUUUUUAGAAUGGAAAUUGUUUGGGAGGUUAUAUUGGUCCUGCAAGCCAAUUUCAUUGUCUGCAUGUCAGCACAGCAGAAUUCACCAAAAAUUCAUGAAGGCUGGUGGGCAUAUAAAGAAGUCGUCCAGGGCAGUUUUGUUCCAGUGCCUUCCUUCUGGGGAUUGGUAAAUUCAGCCUGGAAUCUGUGCGCCGUCGGGAAGAGGCAGUCUCCUGUCAACAUAGAAACUAGCCAUAUGAUCUUCGACCCAUUCUUAACCCCACUGCGCAUUAACACGGGUGGACGGAAGGUGGGUGGAACGAUGUACAACACAGGAAGACACGUAUCGCUAAAGCUAGACAAGGAACAUUUAGUAAAUGUGUCCGGCGGGCCUCUUACCUACAGUCAUCGUUUAGAAGAGAUAAGGUUACAUUUUGGAAGCGAAGACGGUCAAGGAUCUGAACAUCUACUUAAUGGACAAGCUUUUUCUGGAGAGGUGCAACUCAUUCAUUACAAUCAUGAGUUGUAUACAAAUGUAUCAGAAGCAGCCAAAAGUCCAAACGGAAUAGUGGUCAUUUCCAUAUUUAUAAAGGUGACCGAUUCAUCCAAUCCCUUCCUAAAUCGCAUGCUUAGCAGAGAUCCGAUAACAAGAAUAACCUUUAAAAAUGAUGCAUAUUUACUACAGGGGCUUAAUAUAGAAGAGCUGUAUCCUGAGACGUCCAGUUUCAUUACAUACGACGGCUCGAUGACCGUGCCGCCGUGCUACGAGACAGCCAGCUGGAUCAUAAUGAACAAACCCAUCUAUAUCACCAGGAUGCAGAUGCAUUCUUUAAGGCUACUAAGUCAAAAUCAGCCGUCUCAGAUAUUCUCCAGCAUGAGCGACAAUUUUAGACCGGUCCAGCCUCUAAAUAACCGCUGCAUCCGGACGAAUAUCAACUUCAGCUUACAGGGAAAAGACUGUCCGAAUAACAGAGCGCAGAAGCUUCAGUAUAAAGUGAACGAAUGGCUUCUAAAAUGAAAAAAACUCGAAAAAGUUUAAAAAAAAUUAAAAAUUCACCGCAACAUGGUUCCUCUGGAUCUCCGUACCAUAGAACGUACCGCUCUUCAUUCACUUUUUGGAUACGUUUUUCAUACACGGUGGCCAUCACGUGAAAACAAAAA